This is a messenger RNA of Durio zibethinus, 1872 nucleotides long. RefSeq names its product carotenoid cleavage dioxygenase 7 (gene CCD7). Gene Ontology annotation, cellular component: chloroplast stroma. Lineage: Eukaryota; Viridiplantae; Streptophyta; Magnoliopsida; Malvales; Malvaceae. The record is from RefSeq and is a predicted model, not a curated record. Gene Ontology annotation, biological process: carotene catabolic process. Gene Ontology annotation, molecular function: 9-cis-epoxycarotenoid dioxygenase activity.
AUGCAAGCCAAAGCCUUCCAGAGCAUUCCAGCAGGAGGAUUCCAUUUGCCGGUGAAACUCCCCCAGCUACAUCAACCAUCAUUACCAACGAAACUGCCACGGGCCAUAUCCAUUUCCAAUCCUGCAGAUAAUCAUGUUUCAGGCCCUUUAACAGUAGUAGACAAGGAUGAUUACGUGGCUGCUUUUUGGGACUAUCAAUUUUUAUUCGUGUCACAACGAUCGGAGACGGCGGAGCCGAUCACGCUCCAUGUUGUGGACGGUGCAAUCCCGCCGGACUUCCCUUCUGGUACAUAUUACCUAGCCGGUCCAGGGUUAUUCACCGAUGAUCAUGGCUCGACUGUGCACCCUCUAGACGGUCAUGGUUAUCUUCGGGCCUUUAGCAUCAAUGGUGUUGCUAGAGAAGUCAAAUUCAUGGCUAGGUACGUAAAGACCGAAGCUCAAGUAGAGGAGCAUGAUCCUGAGACUGACACGUGGCAGUUUACGCAUCGGGGUCCAUUUUCUGUCCUAAAAGGGGGCAAAAAACUUGGUAAUGUUAAGGUGAUGAAAAAUGUAGCUAAUACCAGUGUGUUGAGGUGGGGAGGCAAGUUAUUGUGCUUAUGGGAAGGUGGAGACCCUUACGAGAUUGAAUCAGGGUCGUUGGAAACCCUCGGUAGUUUUAAUGUGAUAAACGAUCGUGAUUUGUUGCCGGAGGCUGAGAAGAAGGGUACUGUUGAUUUACUGGAUGUUGCCGCCCGGCUGUUGAAGCCGGUUCUACAUGGUGUGUUCAAGAUGCCUCCUAAAAGACUGUUGUCUCAUUAUAAACUCGAUGCUCAAAGGAACAGACUUCUUACAAUAUCAUGCAAUGCAGAGGACAUGCUACUGCCCCGCAGCAACUUCACAUUUUAUGAGUUCCACCCAGAUUUCCAGUUGUUGCAGAAACAAGAAUUUAACAUCCCUGAUCAUUUGAUGAUCCAUGAUUGGGCCUUUACUGAUACUCAUUACAUACUGUUAGGCAACCGCAUCAAGCUUGAUGUUAUCGGAUCAAUGACUGCAGUAUGUGGGUUAUCACCAAUGAUAUCAGCAUUGUCAGUGAACCCAAGCAAGUCCACGACUCCCAUUUACUUGCUUCCUCGCUUUCCAGCUGAUAAAUCUGCUCGACAUCGAGAUUGGAGAGUGCCAGUGGAAGUUCCCUCUCGGAAAUGGCUAUUGCAUGUUGGCAAUGCCUUCGAGGUCAAGGAUGUCCAUGGAAAUUCGAAGAUUCAAAUCCAAGCUUGUACUUGUUCUUAUGAAUGGUUCAAUUUCCAAAAAUUAUUUGGAUAUAAUUGGCAAAGUGGUAAACUAGAUCCCUCAAUUAUGAACGUGAAACAAGGUGAAAAUGAGUUGUUACCGCACCUUGUUGAGAUAUCUAUCAACUUGGAUUCUGAUGGAAACUGCCAAGAAUGUUGCAUGGAGAAUUUGAAUCAAUGGAACAAGCCAUCAGAUUUUCCGAUUAUCAACCCAGACUUUUCUGGCUACAAGAAUGCAUACAUUUAUGCAUCAACUUCUUCAGGGUCAAGACAAGCAUUGCCUCAUUUUCCGUUUGAUAUGGUAGUGAAGCUAAAUUUGUCUACCAAAACAGCCAGUACAUGGUCUGCAGGGGCUCGUAGAUUUAUUGGUGAGCCUAUUUUCGUCCCCAAAGGAACUGAAGAAGAUGAUGGGUACAUUCUUGUGGUUGAGUAUGCAGUUUCAAUUCAGAGAUGUUAUCUUGUCAUUUUGGAUCCUAAGAGGAUUGGAGAAACUGAUGCGCUUGUAGCAAGACUUGAAGUGCCCAACCACUUGAACUUUCCCCUUGGCUUCCAUGGUUUUUGGGCCAACAGUAAUUGACCUUGCACGAAAUUGUAAACAUGUACUUAA